Molecule: messenger RNA, 2311 nt
Organism: Hyla sarda
Lineage: Eukaryota; Metazoa; Chordata; Amphibia; Anura; Hylidae
Gene: MXRA7
Product: matrix remodeling associated 7
Exons: 4
Coding region: 89-736 (215 amino acids)
Source: RefSeq, a predicted model, not a curated record
UUUGUGGCAGAGUAGCUGGGAGGAGAGAGGAUCAGUCAUUACAGCUUCUGCCAGGAGACAGAACAAAAGCCUUCUCAUCCCCGGCAGAAUGGAGCAAGCGGGGGACUUCUCCAUGACCAUCCCCCUGAUAGUCACGGCUUUAGCCGUCAUCCUCGCCACCCUCAUAGUCAAACUCCGUUCUGCCAAGGAGAAGACGCCAACUGAGACUGCUGCCCAAGUGGAGGAGACCCUGGCAGAAGAACCUUCGGAGACCGAGGAGAUAGACAAAGAGGAACCUAUAGCAGAAGACGAAGCGGGCGAGAGGACGGAGAGUGACGGGGCCAUCUCGGUGGAAGAAGUUGGCGCGGUCGAGGAGCCGCCACCGCCACCAGCCAAGGAACACGAGACCCAAGUAGAAGAGUGCGCUGCCAAGGAGAGGACCGCUUCAAGUCACUCGAGCCAAGAAGAAGAGGAGGACAGUAAGGAAGAAGACUUUGAAACGGAAAGCGAUAAGGUUUUAAAGAUCAGUGAAGCAGAUGAUGCAGACGAUGAGACGUUAUUCUUUAAAUACUUACCAGGGAAGCUGCGGGGAAGCGAUUUCGAGAAAAUGCUAACAAAGGACGAGUUAGAGGAGGAGCAGAGGGUUCAGAGGGAACAACUGGGUGCCAUCUUUAAGGUGAUGGAAAGCAACCAAGAAACCUUUGGAGCAUUGUCGGAAGGAGACAUGAAGGAGCAGCUGAGACUAUACAACAUGUAGUGUCCUCUGUUGGUCAGAGCCGUGCGAAAUACGCAACGUGUCCUCCGACUGGCUGUAAUAGAGAGUGUCGUGACGUUUUAGGCGUGACUGAGAGGCAGUGAUGCUUCCCGCAAUGUAGUGCUGCCAGCAAAGAGAGGGUUGGUACGUUGGAUACAUAGUGCAAUAUCUCCACUUCUACUGGAUGCCCCGGUUUCCCUUAUCAUAGAGUAACAUAUAUAUAUAUAUAUAUAUAUAUAGAUAGAUAUAUAUAUAUAGAUAUAUCAUGGUGUUGCUGUCAUUCCUCAAGAGCUAAAACUACAAUUUCAUUGGGAGAUGAAUAAGGCUGCUCAAUAAGUAACUAGUGGAGUCGUUCUUCACCGCUUGUCCUACAGCUUACAAAGUCAUUUGGUACACAAGAGUAAUUUUUAAAGAGGAGCCAGACACUCUUUACCUUAUAAACCUUACACUAAACCUUAUAUAUUGGGUUAUAGUGCAGAUGAAAAGCAUUUAGAGGGGUCACUUACUUAAAUCCGUUCAGUAUAUGCAGAGUUCUGGCUCUGUAGUUUUCAGCAAAAUUGCGCUCCAGUGUCCAUUGGAGGCAGGGAACUGGCUCAGCCAGCUCUCUUGCCUCUUCCAUAUUCUCUGUCAGACCCUCCCCCUUAAUUAAUAUGCUAAUGAAUGCCGCGGGUGAGCACUCACCGUUGUCCUUCUUUAGCAUAAUAAUGAUAGGGCAGAUGGAGAAUAUGGAGGAGGCAGGGGAGCUGGGCCAGCCAGCUUCCUGCCUCCGAUGCGCACUGGAGCGCAAUGCAGCAGGGAGAUUAUAGUGCCAGACCUUUGCAUAUACUAAACAGAUUAAAGUAAGUGACCCCACUUUGUAAAGCUGUUCAUCCACACUAUAUUAGGUUUACUACGGGUGAACAGGGUGUCCCAAUUUAGGAUCAGAUUCUAUGCAUGCAAACCAGUCACGGGUGCACUAUAAAUAAAUUGUGAUUUUCCUAUAGCAAAGGCCAAUGAGAUCUUUUGGGGACUAAAUUACUAGAUGAAUUAUCUCAACGUCUUGUCCGCUCUUGUCCAUGGGCCGCGUCUGGUAUUGCACUCCUACCCCUUUCCUCCUAAAUUUUGAUCUGUUUUUGAACAGUUUAGAUGCUUGCUUCAAUAAAGAUGGCCAGAGAACCUAUAGACAAGCAGCAAUAAACAGUAUAUAUGUAUACUCUGCCCACUGCAUGCCUUCUCCCAAUGAAUCACCAUGCACUAAACACAGUGUUUCACUGUCCCAAGCAAUAGUAUUUUGAGCUUUAUAUAACUUCUGCUGUGUCAUUAAGGUGAUUUUUAUGUAUAUAUCCUGAUAUUUGGUAUUGAAUCUAUAUAUAUACGGUUGUCUUUUUUUCCUCUAUUUUAUGUAGGGUUUAUGUUUGCACAGUUUCGGACCCAUGCUCAUAGAGAAGCAUAGAGGCCGUGAUGGAGUAGACUUAGUCUUCAUUGUAGAAAAUGAACGGAGUAUGUGCUUCUCUUGUCCACGCUGUGCGGACACUUCAGAAGUUUCUUCUUUAACUUAACUUUCUUAUUAUUUCUAAUAAAAUAUUUUGCAAGCCUUAU